AAGGAUGUGAAACAAGAAGACGAGCUUCGCCGUACGUUCCACCACUGGCUGAGCCUUGGACGAAGAUCGCGCGCUCGACGAAAACGACUCCAGCGACGAGAACAGGAAGCUAAACUAGCUACGAUGUCUGUAGCAUGGGAGACUUGGAGAGACCGGUUCCGAGAGAGACAGCUUCGCGAUGCGGAAUGGGACGUCCUCAUUCGCAACCAGCGAUCCAGUCUUCAAGUAGCUUUCAAUUAUUGGAAACGUCGCUCUCAGUUCCUUCCUGCUGUUCACUUCUCAACCAUGCAAGUUCGCGCUCAUGUCUGGAAAGUCUGGCGUGCCGCUUUGCCAAACGCUCGCAGGGCACGAGAAGCCGAUACCAUGUACACAAAGCAUCUCUUAGGGGACACUCUGCAGAAAUGGAGUGGUGCAUAUAAAACGGCAAUCGCCAAGAAAGCCAUCGCACGCGCUCGAGCAAUGAGAACAGCCCGAACAAGCCUUCCAGCGUUUCCCGUCACUGCCAUGUCAAAUAUACCUACAUCCUCCUCCACGCGACGUCUCCCUCCUACCCCAACAGAUUCAGAUACAUCACCACCCUUGCCACCGACGAGCUUGCCCCGUGUGGAAUCCCUGACAGCUAUCGAUAGUGCCGGGGGCAGCGCCUUCAUGGAAAAGGUCGACCAUCGUCGUGCUCGCUCUAUGACUCCCGCAGUGUCCCGUACAUCGCACUCCGCAGUUGGUGAUGCUACUCCUCGGGACAGGAGCUUUGAAUACCAGAGGACCAUGAAGAUACCCUUUCAGUACCUCCAUCACCAUAUCCAAGGACGAUCACGCAUUUCUGUAAUAUUGCCAGCCGACCCAAUUUGCGAUGACGAAAUAGGAUCCCGUUGGAAUCAGCAAUAGGAAGAAGUAUUUAUAGUGAUUAUCAUCCGCUAGAACGCGGAACACCCCCCAUCCCGUGUAUUCGUAUAGAGAGCCCGCGCACAGUGAACUAAUUCCGAGGACCAAGAACAAUAAGGAGAGAAUCACAACGAGCCGUCCAAGCGUUUCCAGAUACAAAGAAC
Messenger RNA from Dacryopinax primogenitus, 1046 nucleotides. RefSeq lists its product as uncharacterized. The coding region runs from base 124 to 885 and encodes 253 amino acids. The record is from RefSeq and is a predicted model, not a curated record. Lineage: Eukaryota; Fungi; Basidiomycota; Dacrymycetes; Dacrymycetales; Dacrymycetaceae. The transcript has 8 exons.